Alosa alosa (allis shad) is the source of this 1482-nucleotide messenger RNA. RefSeq names its product B-cell receptor CD22-like. The transcript is spliced from 6 exons. The coding region runs from base 107 to 1171 and encodes 354 amino acids. Lineage: Eukaryota; Metazoa; Chordata; Actinopteri; Clupeiformes; Clupeidae. The record is from RefSeq and is a predicted model, not a curated record.
UAUUAUAUUAUGAUGUGUGGUUUGAAUUGCAGGUUUUUCUGGUCAAGAAUGGGAGGUGACUAGGAGUCAUAACAGUAUCUGUGCUGUGAGUGGAUCAUCAGUGGUCAUGCCAUGCUCAUUCACUCCCCCUGCUGGUCAAACUGUUACUAAAGUCUACUGGGUGAUCAACUAUGUAUUGGGGCUCCUACCCCCUGAUAUUUUCUAUACCCCACAAUAUGUGGGUCGAGUGCAGUACAGUAGAGAUAAGGAAACUGAUUGCACACUGACUCUGAGUAAUGUGAGAGUCACAGAUACAGCUCAAUAUUAUGCCCGGAUUGAAACAAAUUCAAGGAACACAAUAUCACAUUCUGUCAACCUCACUGUCAAAGAUCUUGCAGUCCAGAUUUCUGGACCAGCAAUUGAGGGACAUGAAGUAAAACUGAGCUGCAAGCAUUGCAUUUUGGGACAUUUAAUGUGGAGAAAGAAUGGGGACAUUUUCUCUGAUGCACAAACAAGCGACAAAGAGCUGAUACUCCACAUCAGCACUGAUGAUGAGGGCAACUAUUCCUGUGCAUUAAAAGGCCUCGAGGAUCAUCCAUCUCCUCCAGUGAAGCUUAAUAUCAUGUACCCUCCAAAGAACACCUCAGUUUCUGUCAGUCCUGCUGGUGAUGUACUUGAGGGCGCUUCAGUGACUCUGACCUGCAGCAGUGUUGCCAACCCACCUGUGAAGAGCUACACCUGGUACAGGCAGACUGGAGAUGAAACUACUGAAGUAGGCUCAGGGGAGACCAUCACCUUCACUCUGAACACCACCACUGCUGGACCUUACCACUGUGAGGCUACAAAUCAAAUUGCCUCUCAGAACUCCUCUGCAGUUAAUGUCUCUUUGGCAGGUUCAUGGAGGCAGCAUGUAGCUCUGAUUGCAGGAGGGGCUGUUCUCCUCACUAUUGCCCUCAUAGUGGUCCUUGCUGUUGUUAUGUCUCGGAGGGAGAGGAACAUGCUCAGCUCAACUAGUGACUCAAGGACCAGAGACAUAAACACACAGGGUUCUGCUGAUGCCCAGAGGGUGGACUCAGGUGACCCAGCUGAUGCCCAGUACGCCAGCGUGCAGUUCAAGAGUUCCAGAAAGCAGCAGGACUCCACAGUCCAGCUGCAGCAGGAGGAAUUGGUGUACACAACAGUCCACUUCUGAAACUACUUGAAUUUCGGGUUUUUAAUGAAAAUCCAUGUAUCUUCAAAAAUGAAAAAGCAACCAAAAAAUGGUCACAGUUCUCACUGCUUCAUUUCCACUUUAAGAUGGCCUUUCACAUAGUUUUUUUUUUCCACAGGCGGUCAGAUUGUUGAAUAGCUGAUGCACUUUCUUGCACUAUGCACUUUAUGUCUGUUGUUUUUUUUUGUCUGUUGUAUGUUUCCUUGUCUGUUAUACUGCAUGUGAGUGAUGGAGCAAAAUGCAUUUCAUUGUAUUGUAGGCUCACUAUACAUAUGACAAUAAACCCAACUUGA